AGUUUUUUUGCUGCAGGAUGGCCACCUUCAGAUCUGCUAUUGUGUGGCCAGGGAGGUUGAAGUGUCUCCUACAGGUUUUUGUAUAUUGCCAUUCCUAAUAUCUGAUUUGUGUCCAUUUAGCCUUUUCUCUACGGAAAAUCAAGGCCUAUGUAAUUGGGGGGGAGGGGUCUUUUCCUCCACAAUCCUAAUCUGGACCCAGGCCCCUUCCAGCCCUGGGACGCGGGCAGUGAUGUGCUUCCUUUGAUAGAUGCCAAGGUGGGGUUGCACCCGCCUAGUGCCCCACUGAAUCUGAGCCCAGGAGGCCACUCCCGCAGACCUGCCCUCCCUGCAUUCAGCAGCCCCACUCCCUCUGCCCCGCUGCUAGGAUCCCCCUUCCCCAAAACGCUUGCCCCGUCCCGAGAACGCCCUCCUACCUCCCGGAGCCGUCACCCGCGCUGACCACGAGACGUCCCGUUCAGCAGCUGUGGGGCAGAGAGUCCUCUCCAGACACCGGCCUGCGCCGCCGGUGGUGGGAAUCUCUCGCCGGUGGGGUGGAUUCCCAGAGCCGUUUCCCUGGGAUCCUGGCAACGGGGGUUUCCCCGGCCUUUCCCAAACGGUGGCAGCGCUGCCCGGAUUGGAGGGCAGCGUUCAUGGCUUCGGGGUUGUUUGUGGGGUUGCAUUCUUGGUUUCCCCUGCCCGGGGCUGUGCGUGGCCUCUGACCGGGCUGCAGGGCAGAUGUCAGCAGGUUCCUCAGCUUCCACAGAGCAAGUAGCGGCACCCCCGGGGACAAACGGUGCGGGAAGGCAGGGCCGCUCAGCGGCUGGGGACAGAGGUGGAGUGGGGGGUAGUGUGACAGCAGGAAUUUGGGGCUUCGGGGAAUGCGGCGUAAUUGCAUCUCAACAUGGUGAAGCGUCCCCCAUGCUGGUGUUCAAAACUGGCCCACUCUGGUGCUCUCCGCAGGGCUCCUUCCUGUUUGUCAGUCUCGGCAAGGUGGUUUUUGCAUCCGGUGCUGGGCGAACAGACUUGCUUCUCCCUCGGUCUGAAGCUGUCUGGUGACCCCGCUGGACGGUGCUUCUGCCUUCGAGGCGCUUUUGGGACGGAAACGGCUCCUCCUCCCACCUCUCCCGAAAGGGCCUGGAUUCGGGGCAUCCCAGGGCUCCUUCCUGUUUGUCAGUCUCGGCCAGGUGGUUUUUGCAUCCGGUGCUGGGCGAACAGACUUGCUUCUCCCUCGGUCUGAAGCUGUCUGGUGACCCCGCUGGACGGUGCUUCUGCCUUCGAGGCGCUUUUGGGACGUAAACGGCUCCUCCUCCCACCUCUCCCGAAAGGGCCUGGAUUCGGGGCAUCCCAGGAUGCGUCUGGUGCAGAAGUCCCUGUGCCUGCUGCUGGUGGUCACGGCGUCCCUGGCCCUGCUGUACCUGCACGUCUGGUCGGCCAAGCCCUACAGCGCGGUCGACCUGCGCAACCGGCCAGCCCGAGCCCCCGAGCAGCUGCUGGGCCCCUCCAACAAGUUCGCCCACAUCCCCUUCCGGCUCAAGGAGGAGAUCGUCGAGCUGCUGCCCAGGAAUUCGUGCUCGUGUGAGGUGGCGUCCGGCGGGAAGCUGCCCUUCCCCAAGCAGCUCUUCAGCCAGCUCUACUCGCUGGAGUUCGCCACGGCCUUCAGCCCCGCGGAGCUGGCGCAGAUCCACAGCAGCCGGGAGCUGGAGUACCAGAGCUACCGGCAGCGGACCCAGUCUCCCGCUGAGCAGCUGCUGAUCGUCAGAGCCAACUCCCCGCUGGAGUACCCUGCCCAGGGCGUGGAGGUGCGCCCGCUGCGGACCAUCCUCAUCCCAGGGCUCAGCUUGCAGGCAGCCAGCAGUGAGCUGUACAAGGUGACCCUGACGGCCACCCUGGGCACCUUCGACGUGGCGGCGGUGGUGGAGGGGGUGAGGGCGCAGGGCGAGGGGGAGACGCGUCUCUCGCUGUCGGCCACCCAGCUGGACAACCUCAACCGCCAGCUGCAGUUCGUCACCUACACCAACACGCUUUUCCACCCCAACACCGCGGACACAGUGCAGUUUGCCACCGAUGGGCACCAGGCGUCUUUCACCAUCCGAAUCCGCCACGCGCCCACGCCCAAGCUCUAUAACCCGGGCACCCCGGGUGACGGCAGAGCAGAUUACAACGUCAGCGCCCUGGUCACCAUCGCGACCAAGACCUUCCUGCGGUACGACAAGCUGCGGGCGCUGAUCGCCAGCAUCCGCCGCUUCUACCCCACGGUGACCAUCAUCAUCGCGGACGACAGCCAGCACCCCGAGCCCGUGGGGGGGGCCCACAUCGAGCAGUACUUCAUGCCCUUCGGCAAGGGCUGGUUCGCGGGGCGCAAUCUGGCCAUUUCCCAGGUCACCACCAAGUACGUGCUGUGGGUGGACGACGACUUCAUCUUCACGCCCCGCACCAGGGUGGAGAAGCUGGUGGACGUGCUGGAGAAAACCAGCUUGGACCUGGUGGGGGGCGGAGUGCGGGAGAUCACGGGGGUCACCACCACCUACCGGCAGAAGAUCAGCGUGCAGCUGGGGGGCGAGGAGGGCGACUGCCUGCAGACACGCCAGGGCUACCACCACCUCCUCGAGGGCUUCCCCGGCUGCGUCGUCACCGACGGCGUCGUCAACUUCUUCCUGGCCCGCACGGCCAAGGUGCUGGAGGUGGGGUUUGACCCCCGGCUCAGCCGCGUCGCCCACCUCGAGUUCUUCAUCGACGGGCUGGGCGUGCUGCACGUGGGCUCGUGCGCCGACGUGGUGGUGGAUCACGCCUCCAAGCUCAAGCUGCCCUGGCAGAAGUCGGAGAGCGAGAAGCAGUACGCCAAGUUCCGCUACCCCGCCUCGGGCGACCGCAGCGUCAGCGUCAAGCACGGCCUCUUCUACUUCAAAAACCACUUCAAAUGUAUGACGGCCAACUAGCCCCACCGGGCUACCGGCCCCACCCUGCCAGCGAGCCGGACCCAGGGAGAGCCCCUCCCCCCAUGGAGCUGGGGCUUUUUAUCCUUCUACCAGGCCAGGGAGCUGAUCCCUGCUACCCCAGCUCUCCAGACCCAGUGCCAUCCCUAGGCCCUGCUGUCUCCAUGGAGGGGGGAGGCUCCCCCACUUUCCCAGCAGGCCCUAGGGGAAUCCAGAGUCGCACAGUGGGAUACUGGGAAAUUCCCUGGACUGGCUGGGUAAAGCUCACAGCAUCCCAGUGGCCGAGCCCCCACCUUCCCCAGGAGAUGCUGUUUUAUACUGGACAGACCUGCCCCCCAUUCAUGGCCAGAUUUCUCCAGUGCCCCCCCCCUCCAGGAGAGAACCGUCACAGCCCCCCCACCCCUUCCAGCUGCCCCAGGACAAGCACCAGGGCCCCAUUUUAUUUUGUGCCAAGUGGUUCUAGCCCCAGUCCACCCCCGUUGCCAUCCCUGGGAGAUUUCCAACUUAAAGUGCCAAAGACUGCAGGGGGGGGGAGCCUCUCGAGCAAGGGGAAAGGCUGACACCCAUGGCUGGGUUAGGGGGCACGGCCAUAGGGGGGCUAGUCAGCCCCAGUGCCGGUGCGUGGCUGAGGUCUCUUUUCGAGCCUGGGGACUCUUUCUAUGCAGAAUCCAAGAGCAUAGGCACAAGGUGAAGGACUGACCCCCUCUUUGCCCCACACACCAGCUGGCCCCAGCCCCACACUGCUCAGCGAAGGCCCCACAGCUACAGCAUUGGAUGAGCAGAGGGUUCCGGCGUUUAAUCCAGGAUAGGGAGGGGGCAGGAGCUGGCUGGUCUCUGCGGGAACUGGAGGCGGGACGCUGGGACGGUUUGUCGUGUGUGUGUGUGUGUGUGUGUGUGUGUGUGUGUGUGUGUAUUUAAUGUGAGCGAGCAAGGAGCCGGGCAUUGCCAGCCUGCAACCCCAGGAGACCCAAGGCUGGCAGAGGGGCUGCUUGAGCUGCCAUUUUCUACAGGUGACAGAGAGGUGAGGUUUUAAAGGAAAAAAGAGAUGUUUUUAUUUUUAAAAAAAUUCUCUUUACCCUAAAGGUUAUCCAAGCCCCACCCCCUCUGUCCUGAGCCCCGCCCCCUCUGUCCUGAGCCCCGCCCCCUCUGUCCUGCUUCCUACAGUUGUGUUUUAGCAGAACCAGAGAAAAAACUUUGUACUUUUUUUUUUUUUUUUUAAACGUUGGGCUCCGACCCAUUGGGGCAGUGACGUCAGAGGGACCAGCCCCUGGGGGCACCCCCUGCAGGCACAAACCCC
Messenger RNA from Mauremys mutica (yellowpond turtle), 4209 nucleotides. RefSeq names its product beta-1,4-N-acetyl-galactosaminyltransferase 1 (gene B4GALNT1). The transcript is spliced from 12 exons. Bases 1329 to 2915 code for a protein of 528 amino acids. Lineage: Eukaryota; Metazoa; Chordata; Testudines; Geoemydidae. Gene Ontology annotation, biological process: ganglioside biosynthetic process. Gene Ontology annotation, cellular component: Golgi membrane. The record is from RefSeq and is a predicted model, not a curated record. Gene Ontology annotation, molecular function: hexosyltransferase activity.